UAUGUUCUAUUUGAGCUUACCCAUGUGAUGAUCAUUACCUACUGGUAAAAUUAACAAGAAAGUUACAAUGUUACGAGCUGUGAGGAGCAUUGUAGGACUAGGUAUGCGGACACGCGCUGCCUCCACCUCAUGUCUGGACCCUAGUCGCGGGCUAACCAGUGAGCAGAUGCAGUUACAAGCAGAGGCUCUGAGGUUUGCCAGUAACGAGAUGAGCCCUCAUAUGAAAGACUGGGACCUCAAAGAAGAGUUACCUGUUGAGGUGUUGCGUAAAGCGGCAUCUCUUGGGUUUGCUGCUAUCUAUGUGCGUGAGGAUGUUGGAGGGUCUGGGCUGUCACGACUAGACACUUCUGUUAUAUUUGAGGCUCUCUCCACUGGCUGUGUCAGUACCACCGCUUACCUCUCCAUACACAAUAUGUGUGCUUGGAUGAUAGAUGAGUAUGGCAGCCUGAGUCAGCGUGAGAGCUACCUCCCUGACCUCACCACCAUGACCAGACUCUCCUCUUAUUGUCUCACUGAACCUGGGGCAGGGAGUGAUGCUGCUAACCUGCAAACAAGGGCUGUACUAGAGGGAGACACUUAUCGCCUCACAGGGUCAAAGGCAUUUAUUAGCGGAGGGGGUGUGGCUGAUGUGUACCUAGUCAUGGCACGGACAGGAGAGCCAGGUCCCAAAGGCAUCUCCUGCUUCAUUGUGGAUAAAGAUACUCCUGGACUUUCCUUUGGGAAGAGAGAGAAUAAGGUCGGCUGGAAUAGCCAGCCAACACGUGAAGUGGUGCUAGAGGAUUGUCCAGUACACAGGGAACAACUAUUAGGAGCUGAGGGACAGGGAUUCAGUAUUGCCAUGGCCGGACUCAAUGGAGGACGAAUCAACAUUGCCUCAUGCAGUUUGGGUGGUGCCUGGCAAUCUAUUGCACUAGCUACAGAACAUCUCAAGCAAAGACAAGCAUUCGGACAAACACUCGCUAACUUUCAGUACCUCCAGUUCAAGAUGGCGGACCUUGGCACCUCCCUGACAGCCUCUCGCCUCAUGGUCCGCCAUGCUGCCGCUGCACUGGAUGAUGGUGACAAUGCCACUGCUGAGCUGUGUGCUAUGGCUAAACUGUUUGCAACUGAUCAUUGCUUCAAUAUUACUAAUGAAGCGUUGCAACUCCACGGUGGCUAUGGUUACCUCAAGGACUAUGCAGUGCAGCAGUUCAUGAGGGAUACUCGAGUACACCAGAUAUUGGAAGGUACUAAUGAAAUCAUGAGACUCAUAGUGUCCAGGAACAUUCUACAGUGAACACUAGAGCUUUGUGUACUUAAUUUGUGUAUGUUCUGAGAACUCUCUUUUUGUAUAAUAAUUAUGAUAUAAUGAUGUACAUGAUAAUGUAUGAAAAACAAGUUAUCAAUAAAAUAAUUAUAAGAAGAA
This is a messenger RNA of Halichondria panicea, 1405 nucleotides long. RefSeq names its product isobutyryl-CoA dehydrogenase, mitochondrial-like. Gene Ontology annotation, molecular function: oxidoreductase activity, acting on the CH-CH group of donors; flavin adenine dinucleotide binding. The record is from RefSeq and is a predicted model, not a curated record. NCBI's taxonomy places the organism in Eukaryota, Metazoa, Porifera, Demospongiae, Suberitida, Halichondriidae. Bases 68 to 1276 code for a protein of 402 amino acids. The transcript is spliced from 11 exons. Gene Ontology annotation, cellular component: mitochondrion.